This is a messenger RNA of Xenopus tropicalis (tropical clawed frog), 2327 nucleotides long. It is a transcript of the gene cdk8, whose product is annotated as cyclin-dependent kinase 8. The transcript has 13 exons. Gene Ontology annotation, cellular component: nucleus. Gene Ontology annotation, biological process: regulation of transcription by RNA polymerase II; regulation of cell cycle. NCBI's taxonomy places the organism in Eukaryota, Metazoa, Chordata, Amphibia, Anura, Pipidae. The record is from RefSeq and is marked provisional. Bases 98 to 1492 code for a protein of 464 amino acids. Gene Ontology annotation, molecular function: ATP binding; RNA polymerase II CTD heptapeptide repeat kinase activity; protein kinase activity.
CGGCUGUUGUGGAGCUGUAGGGCUGCAGGCUGUGCCUCCUCACUUGCCCGGCUGUACAUGCUGCUCUUCCCCGGGCACCGAGCACACGCCGCUAAACAUGGACUAUGACUUCAAGGUGAAGCUGACAGGCGAGCGGGAGAGGGUGGAGGACCUGUUUGAGUACGAGGGCUGCAAAGUUGGAAGAGGCACUUAUGGGCAUGUGUACAAAGCCAAGCGGAAAGAUGGGAGAGAUGACCGAGAUUAUGCUUUAAAACAAAUAGAAGGUACUGGAAUUUCUAUGUCUGCAUGCAGAGAAAUUGCACUUCUGCGGGAGCUGAAACAUCCAAAUGUAAUUUCCCUACAGAAAGUGUUCCUUUCGCACGCUGACAGGAAAGUCUGGCUUCUGUUUGACUUUGCAGAGCAUGACUUAUGGCACAUAAUCAAAUUUCACAGGGCCUCGAAAGCAAACAAGAAACCUGUGCAGUUACCUCGGGGAAUGGUGAAGUCACUACUUUAUCAGAUUUUAGAUGGAAUUCACUACCUGCAUGCAAACUGGGUUUUACAUAGAGAUUUGAAACCUGCAAACAUUUUGGUCAUGGGUGAAGGUCCGGAACGAGGACGAGUAAAAAUAGCGGACAUGGGAUUUGCCCGGUUAUUUAAUUCACCUUUAAAGCCUUUAGCAGAUUUAGACCCUGUAGUUGUUACAUUCUGGUAUCGAGCCCCAGAGUUAUUGCUAGGGGCACGCCAUUAUACCAAAGCUAUUGAUAUUUGGGCUAUAGGAUGUAUAUUUGCAGAGCUUCUAACGUCGGAGCCAAUUUUUCAUUGUCGACAGGAAGAUAUCAAAACUAGUAACCCUUAUCAUCAUGACCAGCUGGAUAGAAUAUUUAAUGUCAUGGGAUUUCCUGCAGAUAAAGAUUGGGAAGACAUUAAAAAGAUGCCUGAGCAUUCAACUCUAAUAAAGGACUUCCGCAGGAAUACGUACACCAACUGCAGCCUUAUAAAAUACAUGGAAAAGCAUAAAGUAAAACCAGACAGCAAAACAUUCCACUUGCUUCAGAAAUUGCUCACAAUGGACCCAAUCAAAAGAAUUUCCUCAGAGCAAGCUAUGCAGGAUCCAUAUUUUCUAGAAGAUCCACUUCCUACUUCAGAUGUUUUUGCAGGCUGCCAGAUUCCAUAUCCCAAGCGAGAGUUUUUGACAGAAGAGGAACCCGAUGAUAAGGGAGACAAAAAAAACCAACAGCAGCAGCAAGGCAAUAACCAUACUAAUGGAACCGGUCACCCAGGAAACCAAGAUAACAGUCACGCACAAGGGCCACCUUUAAAGAAAGUGAGAGUUGUACCCCCUACCACUACCUCAGGUGGGCUCAUAAUGACCUCAGACUAUCAGCGUUCCAAUCCACAUGCUGCUUAUCAAAACCCUGGACCAAGCACAUCACAACCUCAGAGCAGCAUGGGGUAUUCGUCUACCUCCCAGCAGCCUCCGCAGUACUCCCAUCAGACCCACCGGUACUGAGCUGUACCCAAGGGAAACAACAUCACAAAGUCAAUGCACUGUUGCUUUGGCUGCAGGACUGAGCAUGUAGCUGUCUGCCUGAAGCCUGGCUUUGGAAUGUACUGUACAACCACACCUUCAAAAUGUCCAGCAGCCAAGUUACACAACAUUUCAGAGAAUGUAGACCCCCCCCCCCCCCAUGUGAAGGUUAAGAGUGCUAGCUCAGUUGGCGCAGUCGUGGAUUUGCUACUUCCAUAGUUUACUUGAAUAUGGUUCAAACUGACCAAUGCAUAUUCUCUUCAGUGAUGGUAGCAGUUGAAGCUGUGAAGUAUGUUAGGAACAAACACUUUGUUUUUCAUGGUGACUUCUCACAAUAUGAUCUGACCAAUAAGAAACGGUCUUCUCUGGUAUGGACAUUAACCAGCACGCUAAAUCGUACUGCUGUUCUGUUUGCUACACGUUUCUUUCUGUAUAGUUUUCAGGUGAUACCAGAUGAUCACCUCCAUCAGUGUUUUAUAACCAGCAAAUCUUGUUCCUCCGACACCUUCCCCCUAAACAAAAAGCAACAACGAAAAAAAAGCAACGUUUGGCCUUUAUUUCCCCUUUACGAGCCUCCCAAAGAUUCUAUUUCAGCAUAGGUUUUUAAGGACUUUUUAACUUGACUAGUAUUAAAGCUGCUAUCUGAUAUUAAAUAUACCAACCUGUUUGCAGAGGCAAACAAGGGCAACCGAUCAUCAUCAACUUUUUUUUUGUUUGUUUUGUUUUUCCCCCCUGUUGGUGUUGCUGAAUUGUGAGCAUGCUAUGGAGUUCUGACUAAAUAAAAAGCAAAAAAAAAAUAGUGAAAACAGAAAAAAAA